CGACGAGAGAAGAGCGGGGCAGUGAGUGAGCUAGGCGCUGCAGGCAAGCACUUUCACAAGGUGAACAAUGACGCCGGACCCAGCUGCUGGAUAGUUCGCUGUCACAAUGUGGAACGGAGGAAAGGUCAACGUUUUCUCCUACGUGCCGACGGCAGCAUGUAGCAGUCUAACUAACUGGCCAUCCUCCCGUUAAGUCCAUUAACGCCAUCUCCGUAUUCUCCGGCAUGCAGACGGAGGCGGAUUGAAACCCAAAACGUUUGUUUUUUUGAACAUUAUUUUGGUUGCGAGGACGUCGGGCAGCUGUUGACGUCUAACCCCACAUGGGGAUUUGACACGGCAGAAAAGGUACAGUCCGCAUCACAGAGCGGCCCCCGCUGACUCACGAUGGUGGCGGAUUGCACAGCAGGAAGUGGAGACGGAUCAGAGGGGGAGAAGGAAAUGGACCAGAAGGCGCCUGCGUCUGACGACAUCGGAGGACAUGGAGAUAGAGACGUGGAGACGGUCGAGGGCCCGGCUCCUUCCGAAGGUCCCCCGGGGGAAGCGGCGGAGCCCAGAAAGUGGAAGGGGGCCGUAAUAUUCUUGUGUUUCUACGGGUUUAUGAUGGCGAUAAAGCCCGGGGAGCCCUUCAUUACACCGUAUCUUCUCAGCCCUGAGAAGAACUUAACCAGGCAACAGGUGACCAAUGAGAUCACUCCGGUGCUGACCUACUCCUACAUGGUGGUGCUGGUGCCGGCCUUCCUGCUGACGGACCUUCUGCGCUACAAGCCGGUCCUGAUCAUCCAGGGCGUCAGCCAGGUGGUCAUCUGGGUCAUUCUGCUGCUGGGCUCCAGCCUCCUGGAGAUGCAGUUCAUGGAGCUCUUCUACGGCAUCACCAUGGCCUGCCGCUUGGCCUACUCCUCCUACAUCUUCUCCCUGGUCACCCCGGCCCUCUACCAGCGCGUGGCCGGGUACUCGCGCACCGCGGUCCUCCUCGGGGUGUUCACCAGCUCGGUGCUGGGCCAGCUGUUCAUCUCCGUCGGCGAAGUCAGCUUCUACACGCUCAGCGCCAUAUCUCUGGGGUUCGUCAGCUUCGGGCUGACGCUGUCGUUGUGCCUGCCCUGGCCGAAACGCUCCCUGUUUUUUAACCGGACGCGGAAUCUGGAGCAAGUGGCCGCCAAGUCAGAACUGGAUCAAAUGAACCCGAAAGAGAGCGCCGUGACUCCGGCGGCCUCCGCAUCGGGCUGGAGGGACUCUGUCUUUGUGCAUAUGCUGCUGGAGGUGAGAAACGUGACGAGGAGGCCCAACCUGAGGCUCUGGUCCCUGUGGUGGGUGUUCAACUCCACAGGGUACUACCUGGUGCUGUUCUACGUCCACAUCCUGUGGAACACAGUCCAUCCGGUCACGGAGAACAAGAACGUUUACAACGGGGGAGUGGAGGCAGCUUCUACCCUGCUGAGUGCACUCACUUCCUUCAUCGCCGGCUACGUGAAAAUCCGGUGGAACGUGUGGUCCGAGCUGGUCAUCGGCGUCAUCACGGCGCUGCAGGCGGGUCUGCUGCUCCUCAUGGGCACCACGGACAACAUCUGGGUCUGCUACACGGCCUACGUCCUCUUCAGGGGCUUCUACCAGUUCCUGGUGCCGAUCGCCACUUUCCAGAUCGCCUCGUCGCUCACCAAGGAGCUGUGCGCCUUAGUGUUUGGCAUCAACACCUUUUUGGGGACCCUCCUGAAGACCAUCAUCAACCUGAUAUUUUCCGACAAGAGAGGUCUGGGGUUGGACGUGCACUCUCAGUUCUUGGUCUACUUCGUGUACUUCACCAUUCUCACGGUCGUCUACCUCGUCUGUGCUGCCGUGGUCAUCGUCCGUCACUAUAGGAACCAGCGAGAAGGGGGCGGGGACAGCGAACAGGUGGCGUCCACAGAGCUCAGCCCCGUGGCUGCAGAAUCAGAAGCUCUGUCCAACGGCAAAAGUGCCAAAGCGUAACGACAAGACGACGUCUCGCCUUAAACUGAUUCCUAUUGAUAUCUUAUCAAAUAAGCUCUUACUACAGUCAAUAAGUAGUUUCUAUGAGCUGCUGAGCCUUAAUCAGAAGUGCCUCCCUAAAGCUGCUGCACAGAAGAGUAAAUUCUUCUCUUUUUUUUAUUGAAUACAAAGCACUUAAUGGGGCCGUUUUUGUAUUUUGUACAGGAAACAAACUUAGUUGUGACAUCCUGAACUGUUUUCAGGUUUGAUUGGACCCUUUUUUUUUAUUUACAUUUUUUAUUCACACUCCUAUUGUGAAGUGACAGUGUUAUGUGUAAGUGUCCUUUAAAGAAAGCAUCUAUUCAUAUCGGUAUCCAGGUAUGAAGCACAAAGCACCCUUUCUGUAUUGAGAAAUCAAAUUCACAUCACAUUCUUAUAAUCUUAUGACAUUCACUUGUGUGAAGCUGGAAACUGCAGAUUGUACGCUGUACGUUACAUAAUGUGAUUUAUUUCCUUUAUUUAAGGCUCUUAAAUGUAGGAGCUGCAGUAUGCGAAUAUUUAGGUUUAUCCUUAUUUGACACUGCAGAUCGUGCUGCUUUGGUGAAAAAUCGCAUACAAAUAAUGUACACAUACUUGCAUAUAUAUAUAUAUAUAUAUAGCAGGAUGAAAAACAAAGCACCAGCUGGUAAUUCUAUUUUCAACUCUUUAUCUUCGGUUCAUUACCAGGAAGGCUGGAGGCCCCCCGUGUUGCUCAUAGGAUCUUUAAAUAAAUGAACAUAGGAAUGCACUGUUACUGCAUGCAACAGGAAAUAAAGUGCAAACGUUAAGUAGUUAUCGAAUAAUGUCCAUUUGCUUCCUUAAAAAGUAUUCGUAGCUGUUAAAUACUGAACCUCAUUUUACACUAGACACUGUCGUUUUUACAUUCAUAUUUCCUAAUGUUUAGAUGUUUCUUAUUUAAAUAAUUGCGGCGAUGUAAUGUAACUGUGAAUCUGUCCGAAUGCUGUAGAAAGACAAACCGACAUUAAUUACAUGUUUUUUUUAAAAUUCACAAAUAAAUAGAUUUUGCUGGAUGAAAAA
Molecule: messenger RNA, 3018 nt
Organism: Pseudoliparis swirei
Lineage: Eukaryota; Metazoa; Chordata; Actinopteri; Perciformes; Liparidae
Gene: slc19a1
Product: solute carrier family 19 member 1
Exons: 6
Coding region: 385-1962 (525 amino acids)
Biological process (GO): folate transmembrane transport
Cellular component (GO): apical plasma membrane; plasma membrane; basolateral plasma membrane
Molecular function (GO): folate:monoatomic anion antiporter activity; folic acid binding
Source: RefSeq, a predicted model, not a curated record